GCGCCUGAUUUGAUGGGUUUUUGCCGUUUUCAGACGGUUUGAAAUGUGACUCGAGGACAGUGAAAAAAAAUAUCUCGUUACGUACUUUAUUUAAUAAAAUUUAGAAAUGUUUGUUCAGUCAGAAAAAUGUCUAAUUAGAGAUUGUAUUUUGGAUUGAAUCCUUAGACAUUACACGAAAAAACUACGAAACGAAAAGCAUUUUUAAUUGUACUAUAAACCAUCAUUUCAUUUACAUAUGUUGAACGAACGUGCCUGCCGCGAAUUUCACUGCAAAUAUUUGCCUUGACUCUUCAAUUUUCUAUAAAUAUCUUGAAAUUAGUGAGAUUUAAAUUUGGAGACUCAAGAUAGACGUGUGCCAUACUGAGCUUAAAAAACAGUAUUUAAGCUCAUUCUGAAGCUAUUUUCGCAGUGAAGUGGAGGUGAGCAGUCAAUACUCGUAAACAAUAUGCUUCUUUGAAAGAUUAAAAUUCACUGCGAAACGGACUCUUCCUCUACACUUUAAUAAAAUGGGGACUAUCUUAUCCAGGUUUCGUAAAAAGAAAACAACAAUAGAAGUUCUUGAGGAUCUUGAUAAGAAAAUCAAGGAUAUUGAAAAGUAUGGACUUUUUACGGAACAAAGGCAUAAGAAGAUCGUUGGCACUUUGAUAGCAUACAGUGUCAUCCUAUAUAUAAUAGCAGCAUUAACAUGCUAUUUCUACUUUUUCCCCACCUCGCCAUACGACCAAUUAAUUUAUGUUACACCAUUGCUCAUCUUUCCAAUAUUAAUCCUAUUUGUAAAGAGAUUGGUGUCAUGGUACUACAAGAGGAAGCUUCGAAGGAACGAAGAAAAACUUUCAACUAUGCAGCAAGAGAAAAAGAAGAUUUUGGAUGAAGUAACUGAGACUGAAACCUACAAAAAGGCCAAAGAAAUUCUACUCAAGUUCGCACCUGAUCAGCUGAGAAUGACUCCUCUUUCGCCUCAGCCGACUUUCGCGGUAACAACGCCAAACAGAGAAACACCUCGCCGACCUAGUACACCACAACCUAGCGUGCUGCCUUUACCUGGUGCAGGCGAAUUGAGACGAAGGGCACUUACUUCUUCAAAUAUCGCACAAAGCGGUAGGCUUUCGAAUGUCGGUCCCCUGCCAACUGGUCUUAUUCCCUCAUCUCCGCUUCCGGCUUCGCCUUUUCAUUCAAGCGUUAGAUCAAUUAAUGCUCCAACUAGUGGUCCUAUAGGAACACCUCUGCCGCGGCCAAUACUUCCACAACAUAGAAGCUACUUAGACAAAUUGGUCGAGUAUUUGGUAGGUGACGGGCCUUCAAAUCGAUACGCUUUGAUCUGUCGUCAGUGCGAGUCUCAUAACGGAAUGGCUUUGAAAGAAGAGUUUGAAUAUUUUGGAUUCAGAUGUUGUUAUUGUAACUUCUGGAAUCCAGCGCGCAAACAAAAGCCGUCGGCUCCUAAAUUAGAGCACGAUUCAAGUAUUUUGAGUCCUUCAGCGACAACAGCGCCUCUCACGAUUUCAAACGUCGUCAAUUCAUCUUUACAACCUGUUAAGCUCAGUGAUACUGAAGGGUCUAGCACUCCUUCUGAAACAGACUCAGAUAUUGAGGUAGUUGAGAAGCCAGUCGAAACUGCAGAAAAUGAGGUGUUAGGAGAGAAAGGAAAAGGGGAUGUUGACGACUCUAAAAAUGUUGGGGAGUCAAAGAGGGAUGAAGAAGCAAAGGGCCAACAUGAAGUUGAAAAAGAUUCUUUAAGUGAACGAAUGGAUGUUGAUCAGUCUCCAGUAAAGUAACUUAUAAAAAUCUAUUAUAUGUUUGAUAGAAAACGCACAAUUAAAUGCGUUUCACUGUACGGUCAAUUCCUUGAAUGUGAUGUAUGCGACAUUAUGUAUAUUACACAGACACACAUGAAUGUGCCUCUGCAUGCAAGAAGUUUACACUCAAAAAGAGACUCUUAGGUCUUAUAUUUAUUGAAAGUUGCGCAAAAGUGUCUUUUCUGGAAAAAAGUUGCUAAAGGACGAGAUCUAACAUUAAGUUGUUAGUGCGAUUAGAAAUAUUUGUCUCGGUUGCAAAGAAUUUAUUAAAGAUUAAAAAUUGUAAAAAAAAUUGUUGAGAAGUAAUCAAAAUUGUAUUUUUAAAGAGAGAAGCGAAACAUCUUUUGAAUGUUUCCACAAUCAUCCUUGCCGAUUAUACGCUUUCGGACCAUUUAAUAAUCCAACCAUUGUAAAAAUUGUACAUAUUUGUAAGAAGCAACCAUUUUAAAUAAAGGAUAAAUAAACCAUACGUGAUUUACGACAAUAGUUAAGCAACACUAGUUUAAAGUAUUCAAUAAGUUUAGUCAUUGUGUGUGUGUGCUUUCAGUUUUUAAAAAAAAUUGUGUCUGUUGUAACUUUUGCUUAUUAGUAAGAAAGACUGCACAAAAUCAAUUGGAAUUGUUAGUAAUUUUGCGAAUUAUGGGGAUAUUAAAUAGAAUAUAUACUGCUUGUGAUACUUUUUCUAGCGCGUAUACAGACUUUAGGAAAGCGCAUUAGAAAAUCAAAAUUCUCAUUCAAUUCAAUACAUCAAAAACUAACAAUUGAUUGUAUCCUUUUUUUUUAUUUCAGAAUGAUGUUUUAA
Molecule: messenger RNA, 2595 nt
Organism: Belonocnema kinseyi
Lineage: Eukaryota; Metazoa; Arthropoda; Insecta; Hymenoptera; Cynipidae
Gene: Lnpk
Product: endoplasmic reticulum junction formation protein lunapark-B
Exons: 10
Coding region: 507-1772 (421 amino acids)
Biological process (GO): endoplasmic reticulum tubular network organization
Cellular component (GO): endoplasmic reticulum tubular network
Source: RefSeq, a predicted model, not a curated record